ACUCAUGAUUUGUGGUCACAAUAAACAUUUUAACAAGCCUCCAAGCUAGCUACCUAACGUUAACAUACCGUCGUAGCAGCAGUAGCAGCUUGUUUUGCUGGCGAUAUGGAUUCAAAAGGUCUCAAUCUCCCUCUAUCCUCCUUGUGUCUCCUGGUUCCACCAAUACGCUUGAUGUCAGCAUCCAUGUGGCAAGUGGCUGAGCAGCGUAAUGUGAUGCAGUAUGGGAAGCUGGAGGAGUUUGUGACUUUGGUGACAGAGAUGGUUCCAGAGCUGCUAAGCUCCAGGCAGAGGACCCAACUCAUUCUAGGACUGAGAGCAAGGCUGGUUCUUGAGUUGUGCUGUGGUAAAGAGGACAUGGUGGACCAUCAAACCAUCCAACGCCACUUGGAUAGAAUCCAGUCAUGCACAGUAAAGCACAAAGCGAGCAAAAACAAGAGAGUGGAGGCAUCAAAGUCUAACUUUGUGGAGCUGGUCCAAACCCUGCUGGAAGACCCAGCGAAGAGGGAACACUUUUUUCAGGAGGUGUUCCCAGUGCAGUAUGGUACUAAGUAUGACACAGCACUGCAGAUUCUGGUGUGGGAGUUCUUCUCCAGAUUGGAGGAGCUGCUGCCGGUGCCCAGCUUUACACAGACAGCAUCUUGUCUCAGCCUUGCCUUCUCUGACCUGGAGGAGUGUGUUCAGUCUGUCUCUGACCCUGAGCACCUGAAGACACUGCUACAGCAUCAAAGACACCUUGGACACCUAAACAGAGAUCAUUUGUUCUACGACUCUGACACCAUCCUGUCCGCUCUGUCCCUCACUUCCUUGGUAAACUCUAAACAAACUUCAGUGGAGGCUCGAGGUCGUGACUGUAGGAAGAAAGAACAGGAGGGUGGAGAAGAGUGGCGACCAGAAAUCAGUUACAAUGGAACCUAUAAGGGAACUGAUGAGGGCGUUGAACGACUUGAAGAGGCUGGUGAAUCCAGUUCUGGACAGCAGAAACCAGGAUCAUCACUACACGCUCGUCCAGUGCCUGUAGACGAACCGGAUAGUGACAUGCCCUCCCAGGUCUUCUCCUGCCCCCAGUGCCCAUUCUCCCACAGGAGAGAGGUGAACCUUCAGCAGCACAUCAGGAAGGAACAUCUAACAGAGGAGGACAGCAGGAGCCUGGACUCUGGAGGAGCUGAGAACUCACUGCCGUCCAGUCAAACAAUACAGAGACCCUCAAUCAAGACAACCAAGAAGUACAUCUGCUUUAAAUGUGGAAAGGGUUUCAGAAGCCCAUCGGACCUGAAACGACAUAAGGGUGUUCACACAGACAUGCAGCCGUUCCAUUGCAACCAGUGUGAUAAAAGAUUCAAAGCGAAGGGUAGUCUAAAACAGCACCAACGAGUUCACUCAGGAGAAAGGCCUUAUGAUUGCUCACAUUGUGGCAGGGGGUUUAGGACAUCCGAUAUCUUAAAAUCUCAUUUACGCAUUCAUACUGGGGAGCGACCUUAUGGGUGUACAAUAUGUGGGAAGAGAUUUAUUCAACGGCAAGUACUAACAAGACACAUCAGGAUGCACAGUGGAGAGAAACCAUACUUGUGUAGCAUUUGUGGAAAGACCUUCGCUUGCUCAGGGGAACUGAUGGUACACUCAAGGAUCCACACAGGGGAACGACCGUAUCAUUGUGAACAAUGUGGGAAUACUUUUAGUCUAGCAAGUAAACUGAAAGUGCAUCAGCGAAGUCAUACAGGCGAACGCCCAUACCCCUGUACACAGUGCCCCAAAGGCUUCUCCACRUCCAKCAGACUAGUGAAYCACAUGCGAAUUCAUACUGGYGAGAAACCUUACCCAUGUGUAAAGUGUGGCAAAAGAUUCUCUGAAAGGGGAAACAUGAGAAUACAUCAACGAAUGCAUGAAAAAGAGAGAAAAGGUCGACAAAUGUAUUGAUAAACCAACACUAAGCUGUUGAAAUGUUAUUUGGAGAUUCUGCUCUAUAUUUACAUUUAACAUUUAAGUCAUUUAGCUGACGCUCUUAUCCAGAGCGACUUACAAAUUGGAAAGUUCAUACAUAUUCAUCCUGGGGAUUCAUCCUGGGGAUUCAUCCUGGGGAUUCAUCCGUGGGGAAUGAACCCACAACCCUGGCGUUGCAAGCGCCAUGCUCUACCAACUGAGCCACACGGGACCACUAUAUAGUUCUCUGCUACAUUUUCAGGUGAUUAUGACAUGUUUGUAGAUCUUCUAGUUUGUCAUAAUACCAGGCGGUGUAACUUACUUCAGAGAUGAUUGGCAAAAUUUGUGUUCUAAAUAUUGUAACCAUUAUCUAAAUAUUGUAACCAUUCUGUAAAAUGUUAAAGUUAUGUCUGGUUAUAUGCGAACAGAUUUGAUUUUACCCUGAAAUAAUUCCCUGAGUUCAAUGCUUCCCAUUUGGAAAACUAACAAUGGGCAAAAACACUAUUGUAAACCACAUUUCUAAUAUAGCAGGACAUCUUAAACAAUACCCUCAAAUAAAAAGUGUUUACACACUUGGCACCA
This is a messenger RNA of Salvelinus sp. IW2-2015, 2499 nucleotides long. RefSeq names its product zinc finger protein 260. The record is from RefSeq and is a predicted model, not a curated record. Gene Ontology annotation, molecular function: DNA-binding transcription factor activity, RNA polymerase II-specific. NCBI's taxonomy places the organism in Eukaryota, Metazoa, Chordata, Actinopteri, Salmoniformes, Salmonidae. Gene Ontology annotation, biological process: regulation of transcription by RNA polymerase II. Gene Ontology annotation, cellular component: nucleus.